AAGGCGACGUCCGAUCCGUCUUUUGUGAAUCUGCUGGUAGUUGCUCUACAAAAAACAGUUUUGAUUGGAAAAAGAAAUAUAAAAUGAAUAGGUGCACACAACAGCUGCUGGGAUUAAUUAAAUCCAACAAGCCAGCUUUUACACGAUCACAUUUCACGUAUUAUCCUGAUAAAAAUGUAACACCAGCGGGAUCACAAGCUGUUCAAAAAAUGAACAUGUUUCAAGCAAUUAACAAUGCUAUGGAUAUUGCUUUGGAACAGGACCAGAGUGCAUUGCUAUUUGGUGAGGACGUAGGAUUUGGUGGUGUUUUUCGUUGCUCGAUAAAUCUACGCGAUAAAUAUGGAAAAGAUCGUGUAUUCAAUACACCUCUCUGUGAGCAGGGUAUUGCUGGUUUUGCAAUUGGAGUUGCUAACGUAGGGGCUACUGCGAUAGCAGAAAUUCAAUUUGCAGAUUACAUUUUUCCAGCAUUUGAUCAAAUCGUAAACGAAGCUGCUAAAUAUCGGUAUCGUAGUGGCGGCAUCUUUGAUUGUGGAUCAUUAACAUUCCGCGUACCUUGUGGUGCUGUUGGCCAUGGUGCACUAUACCACAGUCAAAGUCCUGAAGCGUACUUUGCCCACACGCCCGGCUUAAAAGUAGUAGUACCUCGUGGGCCAAUAAAAGCCAAGGGUUUGCUGCUAGCUUGCAUUAAAGAUCCUAAUCCAUGUAUAGUGUUUGAACCAAAAACUUUAUAUCGCGCAGCAGUUGAAGAUGUACCUGUAGACAACUAUACAUCUGAAAUCGGAAAGGCUGAUAUUCUUCGAAAGGGUAAAGAUGUGACACUAAUUGGUUGGGGAACGCAAGUUCACGUUCUACUCGAGGUAGCUGAGAUGGCAAAAAAAGAAUUAAAAGUGGACUGCGAAGUAAUUGAUUUAGUUUCAAUUCUUCCUUGGGACCGAGAUGCUGUUGCAAAGUCUGUUAAGAAGACCGGACGAGUUAUCGUUUCUCACGAGGCACCUUUAACACAAGGCUUUGGAUCAGAAAUUGCAGCAUAUAUCCAAGAAAAAUGUUUCCUGCAUUUAGAAGCUCCAGUUAAGCGUGUAACUGGUUGGGAUACACCAUUCCCUCACGUUUUCGAACCAUUCUAUUUGCCAAACAAGUUCCGCUGCUUAACAGCUAUAAAAGAGUUAAUAAAUUAUUAGAUGACUAUAAUGAACUCACGUGUUUACCAGCGACAAGGAACACAAAUACAAAAUGCUGUGCAAUUUUUUUUCUAACGUAACCGAUGCAUUUAUUUAGAUUUUAAUUAUAAUUAUUAAAGAACUAUGUACGUAUAUUUUUAUUUGUCAUUUUAAGUAAUAAAAGUGGUUUUAUGUUAUUUUAA
Messenger RNA from Calliphora vicina (urban bluebottle blowfly), 1360 nucleotides. It is a transcript of the gene BckdhB, whose product is annotated as Branched chain keto acid dehydrogenase E1 subunit beta. Bases 84 to 1178 code for a protein of 364 amino acids. Gene Ontology annotation, biological process: branched-chain amino acid catabolic process; response to nutrient. Gene Ontology annotation, molecular function: catalytic activity. The record is from RefSeq and is a predicted model, not a curated record. The transcript is spliced from 3 exons. Lineage: Eukaryota; Metazoa; Arthropoda; Insecta; Diptera; Calliphoridae.